Messenger RNA from Penicillium cataractarum, 1632 nucleotides. RefSeq names its product cytochrome P450. The record is from RefSeq and is a predicted model, not a curated record. Gene Ontology annotation, molecular function: oxidoreductase activity, acting on paired donors, with incorporation or reduction of molecular oxygen; heme binding; iron ion binding. The coding region runs from base 1 to 1632 and encodes 543 amino acids. The transcript has 3 exons. Lineage: Eukaryota; Fungi; Ascomycota; Eurotiomycetes; Eurotiales; Aspergillaceae.
AUGUAUAUUAGCGGACUCUUCAUCGCUUCUUCAAAGCUCAAACUUGGAACCGAACAGAACAAAUAUCUAUCUGUCAUGUUAAUUACCACUUUCAUCCUCGCCUUGGGUCUUGUCUCCGCGCUCGGAUACGCCAUUUAUCAUGGAACAAGACACGAUCCUCGCGAACCACCUGUUAUUUCAAGCGGUAUUCCCUUUAUUGGACAUCUAAUUGGCAUUGCUCGGCAUGGUAUUGAAUAUAUCGGGCUACAGACUAGAAAACAUCCCCCGUAUCCAAUACUUUCGUUGGAUAUGAUCGCGAGUAAAAUUCACGUGGUAGCAUCCCCGGGUCUAAUAUACGCGGUCCAACGAAACAAUAAGAUAAUUAGUUUCGACCCUCUCCUCACCAUUGUUGCCAAGCAGGUCGCUGGCCUUCAAGGCGACGCACUAAAUAUUAUACGCGAAGUAGAGUCCGAAGGACACGGACUUGGAAGAGAGAUCAUGAAUGCCAUGAUUCCAACGUUAACGGGGAAAUCCCUGGACAAAAUGACUCACCAGAUACUUCGCUCGUUGCGGCCCUUCUUCGAUGAUUUAGAUGGGAUACACACGGUGGAUCUGUAUGAUUGGUGUCGACAUGCCAUAACUGUUUCGAGCACUGAUGCUAAGUAUGGCCAUCUGAACCCAUACAAAGAUCGUGCAACAGCAGACGAAUUUUGGAGUUUCCAAUCGAAUUUUAGCCUACUACUGGCAGACCUUUUCCCUUGGCUCACUGCUCGAAAGGCCUGGAAGGGCCGCGAAUUGGUUGUAUCUGCUAUGACACAAUAUUACUUGCUUGGCGGGCAUGAAAAUUCCUCUGAUAUCACGCUCGCCCUGUUCAACACGGCGCGCGAUGCUGGCUUAAGUAUAGAAGAAACCGCACGCUUGGAAUCGAUAGUGACCAUUGCACUCCUAUCGAACACCGUCCCUGCGACAUUCUGGGUCCUUUUUGAUUUGUAUUCCCGACCCAAGCUUCUUGGUUCUAUUCGCGAAGAAAUUGAACAUAAUGUCCUUAGAGUCACUGCACAUGGCCUACACAUCGUUAAUCUAUCCGACAUUCGUGACAACUGCCCUCUGUUGAUCUCAACCUUCCAGGAGAUCUUACGCACGAGGACGACAGCUGCUUCCAUGCGGAUCGUCAUGAAGGACGUGUUGCUUGCCCAGCAGUAUUUUCUAAAAGCUGGAAGCAUCUUAACCAUGCCAGCGGAGGCAAUAGGCCGAAGCCCAAAUAUAUGGGGAUCUUCCGCGGAUGAAUUUGAUGAGCGACGAUAUAUGAAGUCCGUAUCUUCAGGCACCGGAAUUGAAAACAAAACGAGAGAUGCCCGACGUGUGGGCGGGCUUAUGACAUUUGGUGUACCCCCUACUCUCUGUCCCGGUCGCCAUUUAGCAAGCGGGGAGAUUUUGGGAUUGGCGGCUAUGAUGGUUCUGCAGUAUGAUCUCUUUCCUGCUAGCGGAGUCUGGCAGGAGCCACGGAGAAGCUCAUUGUCUCUUGUGUCUGUUAUGGGACCUCUAAAGGACCCAUUUAAUACCAUUGUGAGAAAAAGAGAAGGUUUUGAGAGUACAAGCUGGGAAUUUCGACUAGAAGAGGGCAAAGGGAAUUUUCCAUUGCAAGUUGGGUAG